Acaulospora colombiana is the source of this 553-nucleotide messenger RNA. Lineage: Eukaryota; Fungi; Glomeromycota; Glomeromycetes; Diversisporales; Acaulosporaceae. The record is from the annotation of a GenBank genome assembly.
GGGCUGAUUCUGGUGUUCGUGUUAGUAUCAUGCCCUUUGACUCGAAUUCGUCCGAGUUGCCCAUUCAGACACCCCCUGUAUCAACAUACACGUCCCGAUGGUUUAUUCGCCGCAGUCAAAGUGGGAAAAGUGGUCUUACUGCUGGUGACUCGUCGAAUCAGUGAACAAUCCAAGGUCGAAGAGGAAGAUGAAAAAGAAACACAGAGUUUCACCCUUGAAGAUGCGCUCAUGUCCUCUCUAGGCAGGGGCAUCACCCAAGAGAAUGUGGGGAUGGGGGCUGCGGAUGAAGUGGAAAAGGAACAAGUAGUCCAGACGGAGCGCAAACGGAUGAUUAGGAACUCUUCUGGGAGUUAUCUUGUGAAUGCACGGGGUUGGAGGGCCACGCAAACGGGUGGGCUACCCUCGCCUCUCACAAGGGAAGGAGGCGAAGGAGAAGAUGACAUCAGGUUGACAGAAGCUGCAACGGAUGUCAGAAGAGCCACUAGCUCGGCCACAGGAGAAACUGGAGAGAGGAGAGGUAAUGGAGACCUAUUAAGGGUGAAAUCGGACGGCA